Molecule: messenger RNA, 3240 nt
Organism: Paramuricea clavata
Lineage: Eukaryota; Metazoa; Cnidaria; Anthozoa; Malacalcyonacea; Plexauridae
Source: the annotation of a GenBank genome assembly
AUGCAGGCUCCUGUCUUUCUCUUAGUUUUAUUGUUUGUGGGAAUUGUCAACUCACAGAACCCGCCUUCUCGGCUUAACCAUCGCCAAAGCUUUCCAACGGGUGGCGAAAACAAAGUUUGCGGACAGAUUCGAGAUGUGAUCCCACGAAAUUCGGGGCGUUUUCGCAAAAUUUUGAUCAGAAAUACGAACGAUGAAGCACAGUAUGAAAAUGAGGAUUGUCGACGCAUGACAGCGCGCGCUAAAAGUAAACUUGAUAUUCUGGCGUCGCGAGUGCGCACUGAAUGGUCCGGAAAAGCUGUGAGGGUUCUUCAAGCCUGGACCGACCAGGUUAACACAAAUGAUCCACUGUCCUUACAUUACGAAGGUAUGUUGAACUGUUUUUAAUUUUCUUUUGCGAAUGUUUUUGGUAUUUUGUUUCAAGUACUGCUUGUAGAACAGCACGAGCUGUUAGGAAAGAUUCAGACAGUGGUCAUGAAGCCUUCUUUAACUUGAGUAUGCGAGGGAUUACUUUAUGAACUUGUGUUGACAUUAGAAAAAUUAGCACUUGUAUUAGGUGUUUAGCCGACUAUAUGCUUGCCAAAUCAUUUUCGUAAGAGAAAGUAUUAAAUGGCCGAGCAGCAGUGAAGCCCUGGUUUAACAUUUAAUAACUGCUUGUGUUAAUACGAUUGCACUGAUUUACUGCAUAGAUGCAUGAGAAGACUUUUGCACUGAAUCCUUUAUUUCACUCUCUCUUGGUUUUCUGAGUCGGCAACUCUAGAUAAGUUUCAACUCGUUCGCUUGAUCACAGUAGGAACAUUUGUGAUCACAGUAGGAAUUUUGCAUGAGUAAAUUCUAAGUUUUGAAGGAUUUGUAAGAAAUGUUUGAGGAAACUGAUUUAGUGUUACAGGGCAAACCUUAGAAUUUACCGAUGCAAAAUUUCUACUGUGAUCACAGAGACUUAGUGUUCAUAAGAAUAUAAAUGGAACACGAAACAGUAUGAUUGAGCAUUUUAAUAAAAUUUAUUUUGCUCUUACGACAGAAAAUAAACACAGAUCGAGUGCACGAAAUUAGACCUAGACAAUAAUAUUGACCUUUUGAAACUUGCCCAUCGAUGAUGGUAAGAAUGAAUGUAUUGUUCAUCAAAGCAGAAAAUAGCAUACUUCUGUGUUAAAACUUGCAAACACUGCUCUGCGCUAUUAAAAGAUGAGGUCACGUCGAAGUGAACUUUAAAGACAUUCAUUUCAGUGUUUGAAUAAACCCGGAAUUUGCCUCCAUGUAUAAGUAAACAUUGUGAAACGUCGGAUAUUUGUACUUAUCAGCAGAGAACACAAUUAAAAUGUUUUCAAAACAUCACGAAACAACAAUGUGAUUUAGAUGUGGAAUUUAAUUAAACUAACAGGGUGUUAGCCGGGAAAAAAAUAAUUCAGCAAAAUGUUUCCUAUAUAUUAGGCGACAUUUCUUAAGUCUGAAUGCCGCGUCUCGUUAGUGGCAUUUUCGUGGCCUAGGGCAAGGCGCUGAUUGGCCGAGCUAGAUUGAAACCUUUGAAGUGCCAUCUUCGUUACCAGGGCGUCUCGGCUGACUGCGUAACAAGUUUUAAAUUUGUGUUUUGUUUUAAUUCCAGGUCGUUCAGUGCGUCUUCGAAUAUCUGAUGGUGACCGCGGGAAACUGAGUCGUUUGGCGGGUCUUGCAAUCGAGGCGGGAUUUGAUUGGGUCGAAUACACCAAUGUAGAUUAUAUACGUGCCUCCGUCAUCCCCGAUGGUAAGCGACGUUUGGUGUAUGUGAUUUAAUUGCAGUUGGGUGAAAUAUAAUUUUUUGGCCUAUGAGAAAAGUGUAGUCCGAAUUAUAUGACGGAUUUUGACGUCCAAAAUAAAACCAUAAAUUCCCGAUUUCCCCCCGAGCUAAUUCCAGCUUUUCAUAUCGCUAAUGAAAUUAUCAGUUCAUAAAACCAUAGUAUUAUUCCUUAAUUAAAGGCACAGUUCAGCCUUUUGAAUGAUGGUUUUUUUAAUUGAAAAAAACUAACUAGGAAAAUCAAUUAUGCAUAAUUCAAGAUGAGUAAACUCGAUGUUUUUAACAAUAAAAAUAUUUUAAAAUGUUAUUAAAAACAGUAAGUUUUGCUGAUUUUAAAUUAUGCUUAAUUGAUUUUCCUAGUUAGUUUUUUUCAAUUAAAAGGGUUGAAAUACGCCUUAAGGCUGAGGACUGGAGACCCUAGGACUGGAUCAAAAUUAAUUCACCUCACUUUAAGUAUAGUGAUAUAUUCGUAACAAGAUGUCGUUUCAAAUUCGGACGGAACUAAAUUUAAGUCAUCGCAUUUUUAUCCAGUCUUCGACUUUGCCUCGGGCUUGGUCAAAUUGGGCCGCGGACUUGAAAUCUACAAUCCUGGACAAAAUAUAUGGCAAAAAUGUCAUUCUAUUUCCCUUCCCCCAAUAUCAAUGUUGUUUGCGCCAAUACACUUGUUUUCCCCUGAAGAUUUAACCAAAAAUAGCAACAUUGAUAUAGGGGGAGGGACGAGCGUGCCUAAGAUUUGAUAUAAAGUAGACACCUGCCUAUAUAUGACGGAAAAUAAGACAACAGAACAAGAAAGAAUAAGAUUAAAUAAGUUUUGCCAAACUAUUUUGUCCAAGAUUGUAGUUCAUUCCUCAUAGUCGGAUUUGAAAUAUUAUAUCACACAAUAUGAAAACCUUUUUAUAUUUCAGUGUGUCAAACCUCCGUUGAUCUCGUAUUUCUACUGGAUGGUUCUGGUAGUGUUCGCGCCAACAACUUUGGGAAGGUGAAAGAAUUUGUUAAAAAAGUUGUGGACUUCUUCAAUAUUGGCACAACAGGCACACAUAUUGGUGUCGUCCAAUUCUCUACCAAACCAGUAACAGAAUUUAAUCUUAUCAGACAUUUCACCAAAUCUGGAAUGAAAAAUGCUGUGGAUAGAAUACCAUACCGGCGCGGUUAUACGUACACAGCUGAUGCAUUAAACCACCUCCGUAGCAAAAUUUUCACACCUCCAGCGGGAAUGAGAACUGAUGCUGGUAUCCCAAAAGUUUUAGUGUUAAUUACAGAUGGUAGAUCUCAAGGUGCUUCCGUUAGACCCCCCGCAGAAGCACUGAAGAAUAUUGGUAUAAGUAUUUUUAGUAUCGGUGUAGGCAGUGGUAUCAGUGUUUCACAGUUGAAAGAAAUCGCUUCAGAUCCAGAUUCGGAUUAUGUUUUCCAGAGGACAUUUGAUAAUUUGAUUGCUAGAUGGGUUGAUCAACUUAGUGCUGUCUCGUGUAGUG